Symbiodinium pilosum is the source of this 535-nucleotide messenger RNA. NCBI's taxonomy places the organism in Eukaryota, Dinophyceae, Suessiales, Symbiodiniaceae. The record is from the annotation of a GenBank genome assembly.
GUUUGCACAAACACUCACAGUGUGGCGGCGAGAAGCAUUGAGAGACCUGCGCCGGGAUACUGCAAUCACGCCAGAUGAAGCGCGAAAGAUCUCAGUUGCUUCGCUGAGGGAGCUGGUCGUGAACUUCCUAGGAGAGAUCUUGAAUGAGACCAUUCCUGGAGAGACCCUGUCGUUUGAGUCAGGUGAAGAAUUCACAGACAGCCAGCGCCCCAAAGAGCAGCGAAGCGCUGUCCACCCAGGACCCACAGAGAAUGCGAGUGCGAUCGGCAAGCCCAUGCUGGUCAGCUCACCAGAUGCGGCUCCCACCAAGACAGUGGAGCAGAAAGUCGCACCAGACAACAGCGGCCCUCUGUCUGGAAAGGCAGUUGACGAGUGGCUUCGAGCUGCAGUAGCUGCGAGGAUGAGGGAGGUGCCGGCGGCUGAAAGGGCCGCUGUUGCCAAGCGGGCGCAGGAGGUCAAGAAGCAGAUGCAAAAGCAAACUUUUUCCGCGGAGUCCGAGAUUGGUGCCGAGUUUGAGCGCUUAUUGUACACCUGA